CACGUGGAGGAGGGGGGCCCGGCGCAGGAGGCGGGGCUGUGCGCAGGGGAUCUCAUCACCCACGUCAACGGGGAGCCCGUGCACGGCCUGGUGCACACCGAGGUGGUGGAGCUCAUCCUGAAGAGCGGUACCAAGGUGUUGGUGAGCACCACUCCCCUGGAGAACACCUCCAUCCGCCUCGGACCCGCUCGGCGCCGCAGCGCCCGGACCAAAAUGGCUCGCAGGAACCGCCGGGGCGGCGCCGGAAGCGGCCACGAGAGGCGGCGCAGUGCGCUCUUCCGCCACCUGGCGCGGCAGGCUUCCCUGCUGCACACGAGCCGCUCGCUGACGUCUCUCAGCCGCUCGCUCUCCUCCUCCGACAGCCUCCCCGCCUCCCCCACGCACGCGCGGGCGCGGGAUCCCGCCCACCCGCCUCGCGCCGCCGAGACAGGGACGUCCCCGCCCAGCAGCUCCCCGGGCUCCAGCGCUCCCCCGUCGCCGGCUCCGGGUCCGCAUCUCCGCCCCAGCUCUCUGCAGGGCCUCUCCCCGAAGCUGCAGCGGCAGUACCGGGCAGCGCGCUGCAAGUCGGCGGGCAGCAUCCCGCUCUCGCCGCUCGCCCACACCCCUUCGCCUCCCGCCGCCUCGCCGCCUGCUUUCCCCGCCAAGCUGCACGCAAAGCCCGCGGAUUCCCCGCGCCUCACCCGCCGGCCCGGCCCUGACAAGUCUGCUGCCCGCAAGUUGGGCCUCGAGCCCCGCAAGGACUUCCCGCCCGAACCCUCGCUGCACAGCUUGGCUGAGUGGGACGGGGAGAGCCCCGGUGAGGCGGCCCCGCCGGUCCCUGCCCGUCGCCUGGGCCGCCAGGAGCCUCCGCUGCUGUUGGGGAAC
Lagopus leucura (white-tailed ptarmigan) is the source of this 864-nucleotide messenger RNA. RefSeq names its product microtubule-associated serine/threonine-protein kinase 1-like. NCBI's taxonomy places the organism in Eukaryota, Metazoa, Chordata, Aves, Galliformes, Phasianidae. The annotation marks the transcript as partial. Gene Ontology annotation, biological process: protein localization to plasma membrane. Gene Ontology annotation, molecular function: signaling receptor binding; protein-membrane adaptor activity. The transcript is spliced from 4 exons. The record is from RefSeq and is a predicted model, not a curated record. Gene Ontology annotation, cellular component: apical plasma membrane.